AUGCCUGACGUCAAGCGCACCGUUCGUCUUAUCACGGAGCAGCAUGUCAUUGACAAGCCAUCGGAGGUUGAGGGCUUCCCCCAGCGCUCAUGGUCCAUUGAGGUGUGGCUGCUCAAUGACAAGGGUGAGCAGGUACCUGCCACCAUCUUCGACAAGGUCACUUAUCGUCUGCACCCGAGUUUCGGAGACCGUGCUACACAGACUUUCAAAAACUCGCCCUUCCGCAUCUCAGAGGAGGGUUGGGGUGAGUUUGACAUGACCAUUGACCUCAUCGCCGACAAAUCCCACAGCAUUCAGCAUGACCUGAACUUCAUGUCGGAACGCUACGAGGCUAAGCACCAGAUUGUCUUCCGCAACCCGAAGCCAGCUCUCUUGGCGGCAUUGCGCGAGUCCGGCCCGGUACCUGGCGACGAGAAUGGUGUCAAGUCCAAGCGUGGUGCUGCCGCCGGAGAAGAGAACACCAAGAAGAAGAAGCGCACUGAGAAGAAUGUUGACAUGGACAAGCUUGCCGAUGGCUUGCAAAAACUCAACGAGGAUGAUCUGCUUCAAGUUGUGCAGAUGGUGCACGACAACAAGUCGCCAGACUCUUAUACCAAGAACGAUGUCGAGCUGGGCGAGUUCCACGUCGAUUUGUACACCCUUCCCGACACACUGAUCAAGAUGCUCUGGGACUUCACCGCGGAACGAGGUGCCCUGUAA
Penicillium macrosclerotiorum is the source of this 699-nucleotide messenger RNA. RefSeq names its product putative transcription initiation factor subunit (TAF30). Bases 1 to 699 code for a protein of 232 amino acids. The transcript has 7 exons. Gene Ontology annotation, biological process: chromatin remodeling; regulation of transcription by RNA polymerase II. The record is from RefSeq and is a predicted model, not a curated record. NCBI's taxonomy places the organism in Eukaryota, Fungi, Ascomycota, Eurotiomycetes, Eurotiales, Aspergillaceae. Gene Ontology annotation, cellular component: Swr1 complex; NuA4 histone acetyltransferase complex. Gene Ontology annotation, molecular function: histone binding.